Gongylonema pulchrum is the source of this 555-nucleotide messenger RNA. The record is from the annotation of a GenBank genome assembly. Lineage: Eukaryota; Metazoa; Nematoda; Chromadorea; Rhabditida; Gongylonematidae.
AUGGGUUCAAUUCGAAGUAUGAACUAUGAGCAGAUUGGGGCGCUGCUCGAGGAGGACGGCAAAAUCGACGAGAUCAUCGACAACAUUCCACAGGUGCGCACGUUGCCCACUGAGCGUGAGAUGGGCCUGGUGCAGAAUAAAUCGCUUGCAGAAUGGAAUCUGUCGCAGGAGCCAAAAAUUGAAGAAGCCAAGAGAAGGUUGCUGAGUAGCUAUGAAGAAGCGGUUAAAGUGAAGGAGGAAGUGUUAUCGUUGAAGGAAAAAUUGGAUUCGCUCUCUGAGCAGAGGUCACUGGACACAUCAAGUGCGCUCCUGCAAGCUGCCGCUCAAGCGGCCGAUGACGACAGCGAGGUGGUCGCCGGCUGCUAUUUGAGCGGACAGAUUGAAGUGGAUCAGUUUCUAAAAGAAUUCAUUGAAUUGAAGACUCUUGCUCACAUGAGGUCUGUUUGCUCGGGAACAUUUGGUGCUCUGGUGGUCGCCGACUGCUAUUUGAGCGGACAGAUUGAAGUGGAUCAGUUUCUAAAAGAAUUCAUUGAACUGAAAACUCUUGCUCACAUG